CCGUACGGUUAGACACAUUAAUUUGAAUAUCUCGUGCAUAUAAUUCCAGGCGACGACAACGGCCUUCGUGGCUAGAAUCCGCUCGCAAUCGAGUCGCAAGGAAGUGAUGCGCGUGCGCGUUCACUUCGCUCCGCUCGGUUCGGCUCGGCGCAGCAGAGGCAGAGCACAGCAGUUACUCGCGGUCGUCCGUGAAUCGCAGGAGCGUGUGUGCUGCGCUUGCGGAGGUGACGAUGUCGCUGUUGCUGGACGCGCUCGAGGACGCUCGACGAGGACGCCAGCGUCUUCCGUAGAUACGCGACGCCGCGGAGCGUCGUCGUGCAUUUAUUCGCGCGGCCGAAGGCGGUGGCCUUCGUCGCGUCAUCGUCGUCGCCGCAGAGGACGGUGACAGCGACCGCCUGUUUUGUCUGGCCCCAUGCGCUCCUCUUCACGGAACCAUGGCUUCUGUGAAGGUGGCCGUGAGGGUUCGACCCUUCAACAAGAGGGAGGUGGCGAUGAACGAGAAGCUGAUUGUGCAGAUGGAUGGCAAGAGGACGCGGAUCUUCAAUACCAAGACACCGGAUAGCUGCAGAGAUAUCGACCGCAGGAAGUACAAAGACUUUACGUUCGAUCACUCCUACUGGUCCUUCGAUCCGAACGACGAAAAUUAUGCGUCCCAAGAAAAGGUUUUCUACGAUCUUGGUACGGACGUAAUAGAAAGUGCCUUCGAGGGCUACAAUGCCUGCGUUUUUGCCUACGGCCAGACAGGAUCCGGAAAGACAUUUACAAUGAUGGGCACACCGGAAUCUCAGGGAUUGAUACCGCGGAUCUGCAAGACGCUCUUCGCCAGAAUGGCAGCCGGAAAAGAGAGCGGAGCGUCGUACAGAACGGAAGUAUCGUUCCUAGAAAUCUAUAAUGAGAGAGUGAGAGAUUUGCUCAGACUGGACCAAAGCCAAUCUCAUUCGCUGAGGGUACGGGAACAUCCCACGGGAGGGCCCUAUGUCCAAGAUCUGUCGUGUCAUCUCGUUUAUGAUUAUUCGGAUAUUCAGGAAUGCAUGGUGAGAGGUAAUACGCACAGGACUACGGCCAGCACAAAGAUGAACGACGUGAGUAGCAGGAGUCACGCGAUUUUUACGAUAACCUUCGUACAGGCCGGCCUCUCGGAAGGCAACAUGCCGUCGGAGACUGUUUCCAAGGUGCACCUUGUCGACUUGGCCGGAAGCGAGCGUGCGAACGCGACCGGAGCGACGGGUCAGCGACUGAAGGAAGGCGCGCACAUCAACAAGUCCUUGGUGACUUUAGGCACUGUGAUAUCCACGCUUUCGGAAUUAAGUUCCGCGAGCGGUGACGCAUCCGUCUCGAAGCGGAACGCGUUUAUCCCUUAUCGGGACAGCGUGUUGACGUGGUUGCUGAAGGAUUCCCUCGGCGGUAAUUCCAAGACUAUCAUGAUAGCGACUAUCAGUCCGGCGGAAUGUAAUUACAACGAUACUCUCAGCGCACUCAGAUACGCCAAUCGUGCGAAAAAUAUCAUCAACAAGCCGACCAUCAACGAAGACGCGAACGUGAAACUCAUUAGGGAACUCAGGGCUGAGAUAGAAAAAUUGAAGUCUCUUAUCGAUAAGAAUAUGAGCGUAGAGAGGCCACCGCAAGUGUUGUUGGCUCAAAUCCAGGAGAAGCAAGAACAAGAGAAGGUAUUAACCGAAGAAUGGACCGAAAAGUGGCGAGAGACGCAACAAAUUCUACAGGAACAAAAAGCGCUGGGACUACGAAAGAGCGGAGUCGGUGUCGUCCUCGAUUCUGAAAUGCCACAUCUGGUUGGCAUCGACGACGAUCUACUCAGUACCGGCGUCACAUUAUAUCAUCUGAAAGAGGGAAAAACGUUAGUCGGCACGGAAGAAGCUCCCGUUGUCCAGGAUAUUGUGCUCACCGGCGCGGAUGUGGAAUCGGAACAUUGCGUGGUCGAAUUAGACAGCGGCGUUGCGACGCUGCAUCCGCUCUCACCUCAUUGCUGGAUCAAUACCGCCCAAGUGGACAAGCCGACGAGACUGUCGCAAGGCUGCAUCAUCCUCCUCGGCAGGAACAACAUGUUUCGAUACAACGACCCGGCCGAGGCGGCAAAACUCCGGAAGGAGGGCGGCUCGGCCAACGGCAAUUUACAGUCGACGGUCGUCAAUCUAUCCAGAUUGUCGCUCUUGAGCUGGAGCGUCUCCGAUCUGCAUGCUUCCUGCUCCAGUGAUAAUCUCGUCAACUCAAGCGAGGAUCUCAGGGCGGUCGAGGAGUUGGAACAACAGAAGGCCGCGCUUCUGAAGGAGAAGGAAGAUUUCAAGAGGGAACAAGAGGAGCGAGAAGAGAGGUGGACCCAGAGAAGAGAAGCGCUGGAAGGUGCCCAGCGCGAAUUGGAACGCGAAUGGGGCGCGCAAUGGAAGGAAUGGGCGGACGCGAUCUCGGCCUUGGAAACGCGUCAGCGCGAGCUGCGCGCGCGACGACAUCUCCUGGAGCAAGAGCGACGGGACGAAAUGACGCAAGUAGAAAAUAUGUGUAGAGAAGUCGCCUAUCUGCGCACAUUAUUGCAGUCCAAGCAUCGACAGCUGCAAGAGCUCGUCAACAGUCAUGAACGCGCGCAAACUUAUCAGCAUCAGUGGGAAAAGACGGAUAACGGCGCCGGUAGCGACGACAGUCUACCCGAGUCGUGGUCCAGCCUCAAUGACGAAAGGUGCAUCGACAACGUGAGGGAACUGGUCAAUCAUCACAAGCAAGAGCUGGCUGCCUUGGAGAACGAGUUGCAGAACAAGGUCAAGUCUCUGAACGAACAUCAGAGCAAGGUGGAUAAGAUGGAGGAGGAGCUGAUGGAGAUCGCGAAGAGGCAAAAGCAGAUAUUUAAAAUGGGCACCGAAGGAGCAACGGAAAAGAAAUUGUUGCUGGCUAAACGGAGUCAGGAACAACUUCAGGAAAUCGUCCGCCGGAAGCAAAGUCUGUCGCUGGAUCUGAAGUGCGCUCUACCCGCGUCUUCGGACGACGACGAUCGUUCGUUAAAUUGUUGCAUCGGAACAGCCUCCAGCUGCGACUCCAACUUCUUCCAGGAGACGAACAAUAGGAGAAUCCUUUCGGACUUGCUGCAAAGUAUCCCGAGCUCCGAUACCGUGGAGACGUUCCACACGGCGGCGGCCGACUCCCCGGAACUUCGCAACUUCGAGGAUGCCAAUACGGCGCAGAUGAACGAUGUCGCGAAGGACGAAUCUGUGAAUUUCGAGGAACGGGAAGGAAGCUGCGAACAAGACGAUCACUCAACGUACGAUGAUACCAACUCAUCCGAAGUGGAGAGUAAAAAUAUAAUGAAUGUCAGUGACAAAGGCAUGGAAUCGAUCAGCGACGAGGAGAGAAAGCCACUUACGGUAUCCGGUAUUUCGGAGAAUAUGCUUCAGGAUUCGCUGGAAUCCCCGAUACAGCAGAAUCCAGCGAUGAAGAGACUCAACCAAAGAAUUGCGCGUCAACGGAUGAUGGUGAUGAGAUGUUUGGACGCUGGUACCCCGUCGAAGGAGGAUCUUAAUCGGCAGAUUAUGAUACUGCAGGACCUACAGAAGCGGCAGAUCGAACUGGAAGUGUCGCUGUUGGAAGACGAACGGAAAAAUCACUCCACCAGACAACUUCAAUGCGGCGAUGGCGAUGACGGCGACGGCGACAAUAGGCUCGUCAACAACGAGGACUAUGUACAAAACGAACCAAGUGCUUACUGUAGUGUUGUAGAACCUACAAAUAAUAGCUCCGCUAUUCUAUUAACGGUAGCGCAAACCAGAUCUCAACUUUUCAGGAAUAACAGGCCUAAUACUAAUACCGAGCAAGAGACUUUAUCGGAAUCGUUAGCGUCUAAAAGAUCCUCGUAUCGGGGUUACUCGACCGUUUAUUUGACGAGUCAAAAUCGCGGUGACCGCUUGAGUAGUCCGUAUUCCCUGACGAUCACGAGAUCUCUGCCGUCGUUGAUAGCGAACGACGGCGACUGCGACAGCGUGAUUAACAUGAUUGUCAGUGUACCGUCGUACGUCAUACGCGGAGCUGGCGCGUCCAGCCACUACGAAUACGAGGUACGAGUCGUGGCACGAGACGAUAGUUGGACGUUGCUGCGUAGAUACAGAAGAUUCCGGGAACUGUAUACAUCGAUGCGACAAAAAUACGGUAGUAAGGUCGCGGCAAUACGCUUUCCCCCACGUCAGGUCUUUCCAAAGUAUGAGGUCGUAGCGAGGCAACGUCGGAAACGCCUCGAAGAAUAUCUUCGUCGAUUGAUUCAAGUUUGCUCGGAACUGCCGCACUGCGAGCCCUUAUACAAGUAUAAUGGCAAUCUCAGCAACAUAGAUAAGCAAUCCUUGUUAGAGUUCAGUCCGUUCUUCAGACGUGGCAUGUUUGAGAGCGGCAAAUACGGAACUAGUUAAAACGCUGUUGCGCAAUUUGACGAGUGAGAGCAAAUACGACAGACCUUUAUAAUUCGUUGUACUUGUUUUCAUUCUUUUUCUAUUUAUAAAAAUGCAGCAGCUGGAGCAAACGAGAUAUCAGCGAAAUGUAGCAAUGGCGAUCUAUAUUGCAGAGCAAGUCCCCCAUGACAUUUGUAAAACUAUAAUACCUAUUUCUUAAAUUACAUAUCAAUUUUAAAGAAAUCUUAUACAAUAUAAACUCAUUCAGUAUAAAACUGAAAUCUCCUAUAAUAUUGUAGGUUUAGUAAGUAUUAUUAAAUUACUUAUUGAAAUAAAUUGAGAGACAAAUGUCGGGUGACGCGUUCUGCACAACUUUUUAGUCGUUAGAAAAAUAUAUGCUUCCGAAAGCUUCUAGCAAUCGUAAGACUGGUUUUAGAAAAAUGAACGUUCCUUACCGAUACUGUCUCGUGCGCGCGUUGCAAGCUUAUAUCAUAGGCAAGCACAUAGGGAUAUUAACGGAAGAGCAACGUCAUAUAUUCUUUAUGAGACAGAGAGAAAGAGAGAAAAUCAUCUAUGGGCGAGGCGAAACAUAUCGCAUCAUAGCAUGACUUAUUUUUUCCUUUACAGAUAUUUUCCUAAUGUCUUUCUCCCGAUAGAAUUCACAAAGUGUACCUUCCUUCGAUAUUGUAGUCAGAAAUCUUGUAGUCGUUAUAUAUGAUUCCUAGUUACGUUUACAAAGCACAAAGAUUAUUGUAAAUUACAUAACGAAUUUAACAGCGACCAUAACACUUUUCAGUAGUUGGCUCGGUAUAAUCCAAAAUUCACUUUGUGCAUCGAGUAACAUUUUGUAUGUGUAAUUCGAAAUAGCAAAGAAACUACUAAUGAAUUGAAAGAACUUUUCAUUAGGAUAAUAAUUAUCAGCUUGUAAAGUUAGCAAUGUAUUACAAGCAUUAACAGAGACAUCAUAUCGCUGUUAAAGUUCUUCCGGUUCUGAGAAGAGAUAUAUAUAGUAUAUAUAGUAUAUAUGUUACAUAUAUAUAAAUGUGUAUAGUGCAAGGAAUUAACAGAUCAUCGUUAAAGUUGGAAUCGUUAUGCAGGUAUCAGCAUUUAUUUGAAUAUUAAUAAUUAAACCAAAGUUUUUAAUAAUUAUUGAUUUUAGGAAAUUGUUGCCGCAUUGCUGUGAAUGACGAUUGAUCGGAUUCGAAUUGAUCAGAGCGCGCAAUUAAAAGUAUUAAAAAUUAUAUAUAUGUAUAAAAGAAAACAACAACUUUAUAUAUGCGAAACUUUGAAAUAAUGCAUAAAAUUGCUUCUUCGUUACAUAGUCAGAACAUUUCUCCUUGUAUUCGGUAUCGGAUAUAAAGAAAAGUAACACUUUCAACUUUGAAAAGAUGCAAUGAUUUAAUACGUUAAAAUAAAAAUUUCUAAGCUAGCUCGAAGCGCCACACAAUAAAUGCUUUUCCGUAGUAUGAUAAAAAGUAUUUAUUCCAUGGCUGUGUGUAUGUGUAACUGGACUCGUGGAAACCCGAUGGGGAUCAUCACUCUGGCUAAUAUAAUUAGUUAAUAGUGAACUCGGCGCGCUCUAGAGCGCACAGCACCAUUGAGAGGUGCGUAUUGCAUAUUAAUCAAGAUGUAUAUAACGAGGCAGUUAUUACUUAUUCGAACGGAGACAUUACCUCACAUUACAAUUUAUAUCGCGAUCGUCAUCCGCUUUUCUUUCUUUUUCUUUUUUAUACUCGACAGACUACGAGAUAUUUGUAUGUUCUGUAAAUGUAACAAACGGAGUACAAUAAAUUGUUAUAAUGCAGCGCA
Nylanderia fulva is the source of this 6188-nucleotide messenger RNA. Lineage: Eukaryota; Metazoa; Arthropoda; Insecta; Hymenoptera; Formicidae. The record is from RefSeq and is a predicted model, not a curated record.